AUGUCAGACCUGCUCUCAGUCUUCCUCCGCCUCCUUCUUCUCUUCAAGUCGGUUGCUCCGGUGACCUUUCGUCACCACCGCUAUGAUGACCUCGUGCGGACGCUGUACAAGGUGCACAACGAAUGCCCCCACAUCACGCGGGUCUACAGCAUCGGGCGCAGUGUGAAGGGGCGGCACCUGUACGUGCUGGAAUUCAGCGACCACCCUGGAAUACACGAGCCCUUGGAGCCAGAAGUCAAGUACGUGGGGAACAUGCACGGCGACGAGGUGCUGGGCCGCGAGCUGCUGCUGCAGCUGUCCGAGUUCCUGUGCGAGCAGUCCCGGAGCCUGAACCAGCGCGUCGUGCGGCUGCUGCAGGACACGCGCAUCCACAUCCUGCCGUCCAUGAACCCCGACGGCUACGAGCUGGCCGCCGCCCAGGGCUCAAACAGGUCUGAGUUCGGAGACAGGUUGGUUGGCAGGAACAAUGCACACGAAGUAGACUUGAACCGCAACUUCCCCGAUCUCAACACCUACAUCUACUACAACGAGAAGAACGGGGGCCCCAACCACCACUUGCCCCUUCCGGACAACUGGAAAAGUCAGGUGGAGCCCGAGACCCAGGCUGUGAUCCAGUGGAUACGCUCCAUCAACUUUGUUCUUUCGGCCAAUCUCCAUGGAGGGGCGGUGGUGGCCAAUUACCCAUAUGACAAGUCUCUUGAGCAUCGGUUCCGAGGCUUCCGCAGCACUAAUACCCCCACACCUGAUGAUAAGCUCUUCCAGAAGCUGGCCAAGAUCUACUCCUAUGCACAUGGAUGGAUGCACCGAGGUUGGAACUGUGGGGAUUACUUCCCAGAUGGCAUCACCAAUGGGGCGUCCUGGUAUUCUCUCAGCAAGGGAAUGCAAGACUUUAAUUAUCUCCACACCAACUGCUUUGAGAUCACGCUGGAACUGAGCUGCAACAAGUUCCCCCCACAAGAGGAAUUGCAGCGGGAGUGGCUGGGUAACCGGGAGGCCCUAAUCCAAUUCUUGGAACAGGUUCACCAUGGCAUCAAGGGAAUGGUGCUUGAUGAGAAUUAUAAUGUUCUUGCAGGGGCUGUCAUUUCUGUCGAGGGGAUUAAUCAUGAUGUCACUUCAGGUGACCACGGAGAUUACUUCCGGCUACUGCUUCCAGGUACCUACACCGUCACUGCCACAGUACCUGGGUUUGACCCAGAGACAGUGACUGUGACUGUGGGUCCUGCAGAACCAACACUGGUUAACUUCCAACUUCAGAGAAGCAUCCCCCAAGCACCCACGGUGAGGAGAACCCCCAGUGGAGGACAGGGAGGCCGAGUGAAAGUGCAGUCCCCGGCAGCGAGGAAGGACGCGGCCGAGAUGCGGGAGACCAAGCGGCUGCAGAGAGGCCCUGGCUGA
This is a messenger RNA of Cynocephalus volans (Philippine flying lemur), 1395 nucleotides long. It is a transcript of the gene CPN1, whose product is annotated as carboxypeptidase N subunit 1. NCBI's taxonomy places the organism in Eukaryota, Metazoa, Chordata, Mammalia, Dermoptera, Cynocephalidae. The transcript has 9 exons. Gene Ontology annotation, biological process: peptide metabolic process; protein processing. The coding region runs from base 1 to 1395 and encodes 464 amino acids. Gene Ontology annotation, molecular function: metallocarboxypeptidase activity; zinc ion binding. The record is from RefSeq and is a predicted model, not a curated record.